Globicephala melas (long-finned pilot whale) is the source of this 1449-nucleotide messenger RNA. It is a transcript of the gene SLC52A3, whose product is annotated as solute carrier family 52 member 3. Gene Ontology annotation, biological process: riboflavin transport. NCBI's taxonomy places the organism in Eukaryota, Metazoa, Chordata, Mammalia, Artiodactyla, Delphinidae. Gene Ontology annotation, cellular component: plasma membrane. Gene Ontology annotation, molecular function: riboflavin transmembrane transporter activity. The record is from RefSeq and is a predicted model, not a curated record.
UGUGGAGGCAGCAGCCUCCGGCCCAGGGCAGACGUCACCAUGGCCUUCCUGAUACACCUGCUGGUCUGUACCUUCGGGAUGGGCUCCUGGGUGGCCAUCAACGGGCUCUGGGUAGAGCUGCCCCUGCUGGUAACGGAGCUGCCCGAGGGCUGGUACCUGCCCUCCUACCUCACAGUUAUCAUCCAGCUGGCCAACGUCGGCCCCCUGCUGGUCACCCUACUUCAUCACUUCCAACCCGGCUGCCUUUCCGAGGUGCCUAUCAUCUUCACUGUGCUGGGGGUGGGCACCAUCGCCUGCACCCUCUUGGCCUUCCUCUGGAAUGUCACCUCCUGGGUGCUGGGCAGCCACCACAGCAUCGCCUUUCUGGUCCUCACCUUCUUCCUGGCCCUGGUGGACUGCACCUCCUCCGUCACCUUCCUGCCCUUCAUGAGCAGGCUGCCCACCCACUACCUCACCACCUUCUUUGUGGGUGAAGGACUCAGCGGCCUCCUGCCUGCCCUGGUGGCUCUCGCCCAGGGCUCGGGUCUCACCACCUGUGUCAACAUCACUGAGACAUCAGACACCACCCCGAUCCCUGAGACCACCAGGAACACGGACAGCCCACAGGGAGCUAGCAGCACUUUGGUGUCUGAGUUCGCUAGGACAGCACCCUCCGUGGUCCACCUGGAAAGCCACUACCUCCCCGCCACCUUCUCGCCCUUCGUCUUCUUCCUCCUGCUCUCCUUCAUGAUGGCCUGCUGCCUCAUUGCUUUCUUUUUCCUCCAGCGUCUACCCAGGCGCUGGCAAGCUUCCAUAGAAGACCUCCUCACCUCUCAGGUCACCCUCCACUCCAUCCGGCCGCAGGAAGGGAAGGACCUGGGCCCCCGAGGCCCGGAGGACAGCGGCAAGGGCCAGGAGCCUCUGGAGGAGAAGACAGCCCCCCGGCACCUGGCCCACCUGACCUUCAUCUACAUCCUGGUGGCCUUUGUGAACGCACUCACCAACGGCGUGCUACCCUCCGUGCAGACCUACUCCUGCCUGUCCUAUGGGCCUGUGGCCUACCACCUGUCCGCCACCCUCAGCUCCAUGGCCAACCCUCUCGCCUGCUUCCUCUCCAUGUUUCUGCCUAACAGGUCUCUGCCAUUCCUGGGGGUCCUUACAGUGCUCGGGACCGGCUUUGGGGCCUACAACAUGGCCAUGGCCGUGAUGAGCCCCUGCCCCCUCAUGCAGGGCCACUGGGGUGGAGAAGUCCUCAUCGUGGCUUCGUGGGUGCUGUUCAUUGGCUGUCUGAGCUAUGUCAAGGUGAUGCUGGGCGUGAUCCUGCGUGACCGUAGCCGCAGCGCCCUCUUGUGGUGCGGGGCGGCGGUGCAGCUGGGCUCGCUCCUCGGAGCGCUUAUCAUGUUCCCACUGGUCAACGUGUUGAGGCUCUUCUCAUCCGCUGACUUCUGCAGCCUGCAGUGCUCCACCUAG